UGUGCUCUGGCAUGUCCUCCUGGAGAGCCGGCGUCCUGACGGCGCUGUGCUUCCUGCAGCAGGCUGGAGGUCAGGGCAAACUCCCUGCUCCUCAGAACGUGACGCUGCUCUCCAAGGAUUUUGACAUGAUCCUGACGUGGGCUCCAGGAGCAGGCUCCCCACCAGGGGUGAGAUACACUGUGAGGUAUGAGAGCCUGCAGCACCUGAACAAGUGGAAGAAGGUUCCUCACUGCAAAGCCAUUCAGAGCACCUCCUGCAAGCUGACCUGUGAGCUCCCAACCUACUUUGUCAAGGCUCGAGCUCAAGUGAAAGCUGUUUUGGGAAGCUCUCGCUCCCCGUGGGUGGAAUCACAGUUCAAGGAGUACUACCUGGAUGUGGAACUGGCUCCCCCAGUGCUGAAUGUCACCCUGAAGGACAACUCCAUCCACGUGGAGGCCUCCUUCCCCUUGCCCCCCUGUGUGGAGACCUUGGUUUGGAUGUAUGACCUGAACUUUUGGGAAGCUGGCUCUGAAGAGAAGAAGCAAUAUGAAAAGAUCCUCAGGAAGCAGGCAGUGACCAUUGACACCACUGCCCUUCGAGGCAACUACUGCCUGAGUGCCAGAUCUUCCUUCCAGGGCAUUGGCUUCAAGUACAGCCACUUCUCCCAACCACUCUGUGUGCUGCUGACCCACAGAGGGGAAUGGAAGUUCCCCUUUGCUGUCACCAUCCCUGUGUUUGUCCUGCCCAUCUUCCUGACCACCCCCUUCAUCAUCUGCUUGCUGAAGCAAGAUGCUAAGCAGAAGAAGAUGCCACAUGCUCUGGAUUUGUCUCCUCUAAAGGCUGCUGGAGCAGACUUUCACUGUGAGCUCAGCACCAAGGAGUUCCCCAGGGCCUACCUCACCUGCACAGAGCUGCCAGAGUCCCAAGGGAAGAGAGCCAAAGCUUCAGCAAGAAACAGCCUCCCACGGAUGGCUUCUUUCCUAUCAUCAUCAUCAGAGGAGGAGGAGGAGGGCAGCAGUACUUUCAUCCCAUACAUUGGAAUGCCUCACUUUCCAAAGAGACCUCUCAACCCUCAGUCAUCCAGGACAGAUCAGGGGAAGAGCAGCUUGGACUCUGGAACUGGAGAUCUCUCUGUGGGGAGUGAGUCUGAGCUUGACCUAAGUACCUUGGACUCUACUUCCUUUCCACUGAGGAAGAGUGAGGUGGACACCUCGGGAUCCCAAGCCAGUGAGGAGUCCUCCCUGUCCCACAGCUCCUCCCUGGGGAGAAUCUCUCUCACUGAUGUGAGAUUCCCAGGUCCUGAGGAGCAUGGGCAGCAGGAUACAGGCUGGGAGGGAUGCCUGGAUGUGACCCCACUUCAUGCACUGACAGAGGGCACUUGUGCCAGGCUGGCAGGAGCCCAGCACGGGCAGGCUCCUCACUUCACCAGGUAUUACCAGAGAGCAGCUGAGCUGCACCUCCAGCUGGGUGAGACAGCCCAGCUCCAGCAGCAGCCCAGCUCCCAGCUGCUCCUUUCCUUCCAGACACUGCAGGGGGCAGAAGAUGAAGGUAUUGCCAGCGACUGUGACAGAGACACCCUGGCAGCAGGGACGUUUGAAACCUCAGGUGUGGAGGGAAAACACAACGAGGUGUUUAAAUGCAAAGGCUAUGAGCAUGCACAUUACUUGGGAAGGAGCUAGGGGGUCCCAGCUCUGUGGUGUGCCUGGGAAAUGCUGGAGAGAGCCAGGGAGCCAGGCAAGGACAC
This is a messenger RNA of Dryobates pubescens (Downy woodpecker), 1723 nucleotides long. It is a transcript of the gene IFNLR1, whose product is annotated as interferon lambda receptor 1. The record is from RefSeq and is a predicted model, not a curated record. Gene Ontology annotation, molecular function: protein binding. Lineage: Eukaryota; Metazoa; Chordata; Aves; Piciformes; Picidae. The coding region runs from base 12 to 1658 and encodes 548 amino acids. The transcript is spliced from 7 exons.